Linum trigynum is the source of this 345-nucleotide messenger RNA. The record is from the annotation of a GenBank genome assembly. Lineage: Eukaryota; Viridiplantae; Streptophyta; Magnoliopsida; Malpighiales; Linaceae.
AUGCCUAUUGAAGAUGUAGAGAUUGAGGAUGUCAAUCCGGUUGUGCAUGCAGAGCAUGACGAGGACGACGAGUUAGAAACUUCACAUGGUCACCAUUCUUUCGACGAGACUCAGUUUCAUGAUAAUCAUGAAGAAAAUGUUCCUCAACAAAGUGAUGAGAGUGGUGCGGGGAACGCAGGAGCGGAGGAAGCACCGCAAGCCGAAAAUCCACCUUUGAUUGGAGCCAGAGUACGGCGUCCUCCACCUAAAUUGGUGGACAUUUAUGAUGCCGAACUUGUUGGACAGCCGCGUGAGGAUGCAACGGUGGCGUACCCCAUGGCCUGCUGCCAACCAUGUGAGUUAUGA